AUCGCAAGUGGUGCCAUUGGUAAGGUCACGGACUUGGUAUAAUCCUCGAAUUCUCGAUUUAUCCGCAGUCAAUGAGUGCGAGAUGAACAACGGAGGUUGUGAGCAGAUCUGCACAGACACUUUCCUUUCAUAUAACUGCAGUUGUGAGGAUGGCUACUUGUUGAAUGGUGAUGGAACAUGCUCAGAUAUCGAUGAGUGUUUAGGCCAAGACCAUGGCUGUGAAGGCAUUUGUGUUAAUACUGAUGGGUCCUUCUUCUGCAAUUGUAGCGAUGGCUUUCUCCUUAACAUAGACGGAAAAGCUUGCACAGAUAUCAAUGAGUGUAUGGGCGUGGACCAUAGGUGUGAAUACAGCUGUGAGAACACAGUUGGUUCUUACACUUGUGGAUGUGAUGUCGGUUUUGAGUUGAAUACCGAUGGACGAACAUGCAGAGAAACACUUAUCUUUACUCUGUUGCUGAGUAUGGAGGGCACGGGGCAUGAAACGCACGUCGUACCAAGAGUAGAUGAUGGAAUAUCUGACCCAAUACUUGUGACUGACGGGUUUCCUCUUGGAUGCAGCCGUCAUUCCACAAUCUAUGUUGGCACAAAUGGCUACUUCGCUUUCAGUGAAUUCACAGGAUUUACACCAUUUCCUUUUUCUGAGGGAAACGAACUUUCACUGGUGGCUCCAUUCUUUACCGACAUUGACAUCUCAAAGGGAUCUGGUAGAAUUGUGUACCAGGUACACAAUAACUUCAGCGACAUUUUUUCCAGCCAAGUAGCACAGUAUAUCAAUGUUGCAAUAAACACAAACAGAUACACUAACUUUAGUGCAGAAUGGAUUCUCAUUGCUACUUGGACUGAAGUAUCACCAUACAAUACCAACAAUGUCAAAGCUACAUUCUUUGGAAUAUUGGCCACUGAUUACCAGAGAUCAUUUGCUGUCUUCAUAUAUAAUUGUGAAAAUGGAAAUGCAACCUUUUCCAAUCGUGCUACUGUUGGAUUUGUAACCAGUGAUGGUUUCUAUGCAAAUCACGAAGCUUCCUAUGGAUGGAAUCCCUACCCAACACUAUGUCGCAAUCAUCCAACAAGUCAGUGGGCGCAAAUUAUCUAUGAGAUCUCAGGUGAUGAUCCCACCCGUUGCAUCUCCUACACAGAGUAUUAACUGGCACUUUAUAUAAUAAAAUAGUAAAGAUAAUCGAAUGAUUGUGUUAAUACCAUCAGUCUCGACUCUGGUCAACUGUGUGGCGACAUCUCUCUAUAAUAAUAUUAUACUUUCAAAGAGACUAGCUACCUAUAGAGGACAUUGUCCACAUAGUCUAACGAU
Geodia barretti is the source of this 1306-nucleotide messenger RNA. The record is from the annotation of a GenBank genome assembly. NCBI's taxonomy places the organism in Eukaryota, Metazoa, Porifera, Demospongiae, Tetractinellida, Geodiidae.